GGGCCAAUCAGGUUCAACCAAGAGGAGGGGACUACAGCGCUCAACUAGCAGUGAAACGGGCCGAGAGACCGCAAGCAGGGGGCGCCUACUCCUCGUCCCACAAGGGCCAAUCGUAAGCCAGAUACGAGCGAGUGACUGUCAAGAAGGCCAAUUAGAUCCUCCUUAGGGAAUCUGGACGGGCCUCUUCUCUGAGGGACGGCUCUACCUGCCAAUAGCAUGAGCGAGAAGGCGGUCUCUUUGCUAAGGAGGAGGCGGGUGAAGAGAAGCUGCCCUUCUUGUGGCCCGGAGCUUGGGGGUGAAGAGAAGAAGGGGAGAGGGAAUCCGAUUUCUGUCCAGUUGUUCCCCCCAGAGCUGGUGGAACAUAUCAUCUCAUUCCUCCCAGUCAGAGACCUUGUCGCCCUCGGCCAGACCUGCCGCUACUUCCACAAAGUGUGCGAUGCAGAGGGGGUGUGGAGACUCAUCUGUCGCAGGCUGAGUCUGCGCCUCCGAGAUCAGGGUUCCGGAGUCCGGCCCUGGAAGAGAGCUGCCAUUCUGAACUACACGAAGGGCCUGUAUUUCCAGGCAUUUGGAGGCCGCCGCCGAUGUCUCAGCAAGAGUGUAGCCCCCCUGCUAGCCCACGGCUACCGCCGCUUCUUGCCCACCAAGGACCACGUCUUCAUUCUUGACUAUGUGGGGACGCUCUUCUUCCUCAAAAAUGCCCUGGUCUCCUCCACCCUUGGCCAGAUGCAGUGGAAGCGGGCCUGUCGCUAUGUUGUGUUGUGUUGUGGAGCGAAGGAUUUUGCCUCAGACCCAAGGUGUGACACAGCUUACCGAAAAUACCUCUAUGUCUUGGCCACUCGGGAGCAGCAGGGAGUGGUGGGUACCACCAGCAGCCGGACCUGUGACUGCGUGGAGGUCUACUUGCAGUCUAGUGGGCAGCGGGUCUUCAAGAUGACAUUCCACCACUCCAUGAGCUUCAAGCAGAUCGUGUUGGUUGGUCAGGAGACCCAGCGGGCUCUAUUGCUCCUCACAGAGGAAGGAAAGAUCUACUCUUUGAUAGUGAAUGAGACCCAGCUGGACCAGCCACGCUCCUACACGGUUCAGCUGGCCCUGAGAAAGGUGUCCCACUGCCUGCCUCACCUGCGCGUGGCCUGUAUGACUUCCAACCAAAGCAGCACGCUCUACAUCACUGAACAGGGGGGAGUGUAUUUCGAGGUGCAUACCCCAGGGGUGUAUCGCGAUCUCUUUGGGACUCUUCAAGCCUUUGACCCCCUGGACCAGCAGAUGCCGCUUGCUCUCUCACUGCCUGCCAAGAUCCUGUUCUGUGCUCUUGGCUACAAUCACCUUGGCCUGGUGGAUGAAUUUGGCCGAAUCUUUAUGCAAGGAAAUAACAGAUACGGGCAGCUAGGAACAGGGGACAAAAUGGACCGAGGGGAACCCACACAGGUUCGUUACCUGCAGCGGCCCAUUGCCCUGUGGUGUGGCCUCAACCACUCCCUAGUGCUGAGCCAGAGCUCAGACUUCAGCAAGGAGCUGCUAGGCUGCGGCUGCGGAGCUGGGGGCCGCCUCCCCGGCUGGCCCAAGGGGAGUGCCUCCUUCGUCAAGCUCCAAGUCAAGGUCCCUUUGUGUGCCUGUGCCCUCUGCGCCACCAGGGACUGUCUCUACAUGCUAUCCAGCCAUGACAUUGAGGAGCACACCUCCUAUCGCGACCUGCCGGCCAGCAGGGUGAUGGGGACUCCUGAGCCCAGCCUAGGGGCUGGAGCACCCCAGGACCCUGGGGGAACGGCCCGGGCCUGCGAGGAGUACCUCAGCCAGAUCCACAGUUGCCACACGUGGCAGGACCGUAUGGAGAAGAUGAAGGAGAUCAUAGGGUGGAUGCCCCUGAUGGCCGCACAGAAGGACUUCUUCUGGGAGGCCCUGGACAUGCUGCAGCAGGAUGUGGGAGGUGGGGGUGGCGGCCCCCAGUCCCUGAGAGCUAAUCCCCCUCAUGCUAGCCCGACCCCUGGAGGGAGUCCGCCCCAGCCAGGGGCUAAGGAGCAAUGACCACUCUGCACAUGCAUAUGGGAUGGGGUUGCUAGGGGCUGGGGACCACUAGCCAGGGUAGGGCAGGGAAUUGUUUUGUAAAAUGUUCAGGGGGCUGUCCAGGAGGGGCCCCCAAUCUGACUAUCAUGGACAAGAAAUUUGAUGGAUACAAUAAAAGGCUGCAGCGAG
Messenger RNA from Callithrix jacchus (white-tufted-ear marmoset), 2190 nucleotides. It is a transcript of the gene FBXO24, whose product is annotated as F-box protein 24. NCBI's taxonomy places the organism in Eukaryota, Metazoa, Chordata, Mammalia, Primates, Cebidae. Gene Ontology annotation, molecular function: protein binding. The record is from RefSeq and is a predicted model, not a curated record.